Messenger RNA from Ceratitis capitata (Mediterranean fruit fly), 4794 nucleotides. RefSeq lists its product as uncharacterized. Bases 274 to 4554 code for a protein of 1426 amino acids. The record is from RefSeq and is a predicted model, not a curated record. Gene Ontology annotation, molecular function: DNA-binding transcription factor activity, RNA polymerase II-specific; zinc ion binding; RNA polymerase II cis-regulatory region sequence-specific DNA binding. Gene Ontology annotation, biological process: regulation of DNA-templated transcription. The transcript has 6 exons. NCBI's taxonomy places the organism in Eukaryota, Metazoa, Arthropoda, Insecta, Diptera, Tephritidae. Gene Ontology annotation, cellular component: nucleus.
UGUGUUGACAGGCUGAGAGUUGAAUUUUCGUGUGCGGUGGUGUUUUCCAAUUUUUCACGAUUCCAUACAAUUAAUUUGAAUAUGUCUUAAUAUAAUUGAUUUUAUCACAAUGUGUUAUAAUUCUACUUAAUCUUCUAUGCCGAUAUUUUUGACAACAAAAAAAUAAAGAUUAUUGAGAAUAAAUCAUAUGCACUGCAGCAAUUCUUUAUGUUUGGGGACACCCGAGUGAUAUAUUUUUAACAGCGGUUUGAUAGAAUUUCGGUUUCUGCGAAGAUGUCGUUUGCAUUUAAGAUAGAUAAAGCAUUAAAGGCGAAUUUGUAUAAAAUUUGUCGUCUUUGUGGAAUCGAUAGAGAUGAAAAAUUUGAAAUAUUAGACGCUGAGGACAAUGAUGAGCAACAGCCACUGGAUUGUGACGGCGAAUUGAAACUGCACCAAAAAAUUAUACAAUGCAUUGGGAUUACUGUUUGCAAAGAUGAUAAAAUGCCACAAAGUGCUUGCGGUCUUUGCGUGGACAAAAUCAAUGAUUUCUAUGAGUUUCGUGAAAUGUGUUAUGCCACAGAUGUACAGACUAGAAAAUUGCUCGGAUUGAAGGGCGAGUCUCAGAAAAAAAUUGUAAAUCCCGACGUCAAACCCAUUAUAGAUAUAAAGGAAGAAACCAUAGGGAAACGGGGUCGUAAACGCAAGCCAGAGGAACCAAUAGUAAGGUUAGAAGCCACCGAAGUUAAGCGGGAAACUAAUCCCGUAGGGAAUAUUACAAAAAAACAACGCUUAAAUGAGCCGCCUAUAGAAACAAAGAAGAAAGGGAAACUUGGAAAACAAGUUGACAAAACGUUAAAACCCAAAGAGGAAAUAAAAGAAGAACCCAUGGAAGCUGAAAAACCUUCAACUGCAAAUAGCAAUAUAACGAAAUUUCGUCAAACGUGUAACAUAUGUAGUGAGCGUUUUGGAAGCAAGUUAAAGUUAGAUCAACAUGUAGCGGCUAACCAUCUGCCUAACAUUCCACGUUACUAUUGUACAGCUUGCAAUGAGACCAUUAAAAAGACAAACGAUAUCAAAAGCCAUCAGUUAUGGCAUAAAUUAUCAAAGACACCCUACAUGUGUGGACAUUGCGGACAAUUACUGACUAGCUCAUAUAUGUAUUCCAGACAUCUUCGUGACCAUACUGUGGAGAUUCCACCGAAUCUGUGGAUACUUGAUCGUGAAUGUCCCCAAUGCCAUCAAACGUUCUUAACAAACUAUCUCUAUAAUACUCACCCAUGUGCAGUAAGAACUAAAAAAUGCGCGGGGUGCAAUCGCCAAUUACGUAACGAGCUGGAAUAUCAGCGCCAUGCAGCACAUUGCGCUAAAGUUUAUUUGAAUUAUUCGAAACAUAUACCAGCUGCUGCUGUAGCUGCAGAAUCCACAAUUCGGAUUAAAAAUGAAAAUGAUGUCGAAGCAGCAGCAGCUGAAGCUCUUGUCCGAACAGUUGGUAUAACUUUGGAUAUGGCACCUAUAGUAUCGCUAACUCGUAUUUCGACGCCAGAAAUUCUGGCAGCAAGCCAAGGUAAAGAUUUAGUAGAUUACACCAGUGAAAAUGCUGCAGGAUUGGCUGAGGAAGGAAAAACACCAGGAAAAAAGAGUACUAAAAAGGGGGUCUCUCGUAAGGAUCUCAAGAGGGUAGAUGAUCUCUUAAAAUCUACAUUAGAUGCUCUCGUUAGCAUUAAGCAUGAGCCGGAAGUGCAUGUAGAAGUCGAAGGCGAAACACCGGCACCAUCCGCUACAACUGCCAAUAAAGAAGAUGAAACAGCGGUUGGAGAUGAUGAUCGUUUCAAUCAAAACGAUGAUUUUCAUCAUGCCGAUGAUGAUGAUGAUGAUGAUGAUGAUGAAGAUGAUGAUGAUGAUGACGGUGACGAGAACAAUGUUAGUGCUGCUAGCAGCACUAUAGGCAUAAAGCAGGAGCAAGUGGAAGAUGGUGUUUCGCCAAAUGCUAUACAUGUUAAGCAGGAAGUUGUUGAUGUUGACAACGAUAAUCCGGCACCAGCAACGAAAAUGCCAGUAUUAAAAUUGAAAAUUAAAAAAGAACAUGGUACGUUGAAUUCUUCUAUAGUUGAAGUGCAAAGCGAUAGAGCAGAAAAGAAAAAGAAGAAGAAGAAGCGAAAAGAGGCAGAACGCUCCCGAGAUAAAACAUCGGAUAUUAAUGAACAUCCUCAAGAGGCUUCUACACAGCCUACUGAAGCCGAAGCGCCACUCGAUAAAGAGUCAAAUUCAAAUAUUUUGAAGCCUAUCAAACAGGAACGGUUAGACGAAACAGAUGAAGAUGAUGAUGGCAAUAAAACAGACAAUAGCGAAGCGAUACCUACCGUCAUGACCACUAUACCAAUACCACAAUUCCAAAUAUCUGCUAUUUCUAGUGGUGUCGAUUUUGGCGAUACAGCGGCUUGUGAAAAAGAGUCAGCAGAUGUUGGAGUUGGUGUAGCUACAGCGCCGGUGACACUUCAAACUACUGCUGUGGAGGAAGAAAUUGAAGACGUCAAACCGAACAAAGCUGAAUUAGAUCGUCUAUUUCAAAUUACUAGUGUAAGUUGUGGUGUGCAGAUGGAACAUGAACAAGAAAAUGAAACAGAUAACGAUACAGAUUGUAGUACCGAAGAUACCAUCUCUGCCAGGGAAAGCGUUGCGCAAGAACCAACCAAAACUGAUACCGUUAGUAAUGUUGUUAAACGGAAGUCUGUUAAAACCUCGUCUAAAGUUGGAAAACACAAAUCAAACGACCAAAAGUCGCAAUCAACGCGGUCGGCCAAAGCAUUCAAAUCAACUUCAGGUAUCAACAAGCCCAACAUUAGUGGUGUUGCUGAGUCUAAUACUUCUGAGCUUUCAAAUAUUCAAAUUAAACCCGAGCCCGUUGAUGCUGGUUAUGAAGAUGUUUACAAUGCUUAUGAAUCAGCAACAAAUUCCUCAGUGACCGAAACUGAGCCUGCCAAUGAAGGAUUGUUCAUGAGAGAAAUUUCUGAGCAGGAAUAUUUGAAUAAUAUUGAUUUCACCAAUAUACAAAUCAAGCAAGAAAAAGAUGUCGAUGUAGCCGAUGUGGAGAUAACAAACACACACAUCAUGGCGAAUGCCCUGCCCAAUGGUAUGAGACGUUCGAAUGGAGAAGAAUCUCAAUAUACCGAUGGUGAUAAUACAGAUACUUCGGAUAACGAAGAAACCGACGACGAUGAGGAUGAUGAGGAAGAAGGUGAUGGCAAUGACGAUUGGGUAGGCAUUAAACAAGAAAAUGAAAAACGCGAAUAUCGUGAAAUUGAGUUACCGCCUUUGCUGUCGACAGAAAAUCACGAGACAACUGAGGAAGGCACAAACAAUAAACACCAGUCAAAAGCACACAAUGAUGAUGAUGAUGACAGAAACGAUUUAUCUUCUUGCUCGAUGGAGGGUAACAAAACGCCAGAAAAUCAUGCAUUAUGUGAAUUGGAUAAGCCUACAACAAGUACAUUAACGACCGAAGAUAGGCAAAACUCUCCACCGCCAUUCAUUAUAACCGGCGUUUAUUGUCAAGCGGAGGAUGGAGAAAAUGGAAUUAAUAACGCAAAACCCACACUUCCAAAAGAAGCAGAUGUGCAGUAUUCCCUUGGUGUACUUGAGCCACCACCAGCAGAAGUGCCAACAUUGAAAAUUGCCAAUAUCCUUUCUGGUUGUUCAGUUAGCUUUAAUGAUCUAUCGAAAAACGAUGACUUACUAACUGUAAAUGUACCAGCAACAUGGACGGAUGAACCGAUGGAUGUUGGUGAGGAGACAGAAGGCGGUACAAUCGACACAACCGUUCCUACUGAUUCCCUGCAUACUACAAUAGCACAGCAAUCAGCAGUUGAAGCAAUGGAUAUACCGCCAGCCGUAGAGACGAUGUGUUUAGAGAUAAAUCAAGGCAAGGAAAUGCUACUGAAUGCUCAACCAUUUCUUGAUGGUAGUGCGGAAACUUUGACGGCAAUCGAUACAACACAAAUGCUGUUAAGCUCAAAUGUACCCAUAGGUGAGGAUGUGCCACUGCAGAGUAGUGCCGCAACAUUUAAUGCAGCCAAUGCAGGUUUAGUUGAGGAGGCACAAAAUAUGCUAAAUCAAGAAGUUGUCGAAGCACAAGCAAAUCAACGUUUAACACUUGAAUCUGCCACCACACAAUCUCUUACACUUACUGAGCCGACACAGAAUAUCGAGGAGACAGAAAAUCUUAUGAACGAAAGUGUAGCCGAGACGCAGAGACAGGAGCGACAGGCGACAGCCGAAAUUGGCGAUAACGUGCUAUUGCGACGCAACGAUGUUGAAUAUAGUAGUGGAAGUAGUAGUAGUAACAGUAGGGCUGGUAGAACUAGCCAAAGCAUAGUGUUCAAUAAUCCUUUCCUGCUCGACGAUAGUAAUAUAAAUGAAAUUGCCGAAAAUCACAAUAAUGCAAAUAUCGAACGAGAAUUACAGGACGAUAUUGGUGGUGCUACAACUGCGGCAAAUGCAUCGGAAUCCAGUGAGAAUGUUAUUCCAAGACAGGGCGAUGCCGAGGCAAUACGUCUGAAUAUGAAUGAUGUAACAUGAGAACAAUAGUAGUGUAAGCAAAUGGCCAUACAUUUUUAAUAGCGUAUGCUAAAUGUGUGAAAAUAUACAACUAGACAGUAUACAAAGAGCAAAGGUUCUAUGAGUAUGAGCAUAUUAUUGGUAAAUAUUAUUGUAUUAUUGGUUAUAUUAGUUGGUUUUAAACAUUGAGAUUUAUUUAAGCUUCUGUUUUCCAAAGGUUUUUUAUUUUAUGCUUUACACAUAUUAGCUUUAACUUGUUUA